AUGUCGCUUCACCAGGGUCUGGUCGAGUCAAUUGAAGAAGUUUGUCCUGAGAAGCCCCCAGUAUCGAUAACUUGGAUUGAUGAGGAGUGCUGGAGGCUCAUACAAGAGAGAACAGGUGCAAAACAAAGAGGAAUGAACUCAGACGAACACCGACAAGCUACAAAGAUCGCACAAGGAGACUACAAGACAGUCUACAAGAACAUCAAGAGGGUAUAUGGAAAGAAGAUAAGCAAGCCGGGAAUCGGAAGAGCAUGUACAGGAGGAGAUAGAGGUGAGGAAGAGCCACUGGUCUUGGAAGCCGAGAUUGAAACAACUAUCAAGAAGGCAAAGAAAGGAAAGGUGGUUGGAAUAUACGAAGUUCCAGCGGAAGAUUUGAAAGCAGGAAGGGAAACAGUCGUCAAAGCCAUGAAGAGCAUCACUGACAAGAUCUGGAGAACAGGAGAGCUAGCACAUUAUUUGGUUCCACAAAUCGCAGUAGAGCAAUUUGGCUUCACUGCAGGAAAAGGAACAACAGAGGCAAUCCUAGUGUUGAGGAACAUCAUACAGAAGGUAGCAAAGAAGCAAGAGGCUGACCAAGUCUGGUUCCUGUUUGUGGACUAUUCCAAGGCUUUCGAUUCAGUGUACCACGAUGCACUGUGGAAGACCCUCUUAGACUUUGGAGUCCCAAGUCACUUGACAUGGCUACUGAAAGGAUUGUAUGACCGAGGCAAGGGAAAAAUCAUGAGAGAGGUGCUGGAGCGAGUACAAGAUCAGCAAGAAGAACCGCCAAGAAAAUCUUUGGGUGGAAGAAAGAUCUGGAAUGUCCGGUAUGCUGAUGACGCUACAAUGUUGACAAGAUCCAGGAAGGAAUGCGGAGUAUUGGGUGAGGUGCUAGCAGAAGUGAGCGAGGAGGUUGGCCUUAACAUCAACAGAGCAAAAACAACAGCAAUUAAUGUACAUGGAGACGGCGACAUACAGAUUGGAGGAGAGACAAUCGAGACAGUGAGAAAGAUGAAAUUUCUGGGGUCACAAGUUACACAAGAAGACGACAGCACAGCAGACAUAAAGAACAGGAUUGGACUAGCCAAGUCGGUCACCAUCGAACUAGCAGAAACAUGGAAGUCCAGCGUGCUGAGCAGAGGGUUAAAGGUGAAACUAGCGAAAGCCCUUGUGUGGAGCGUAGCUCUAUAUGCCUGCGAGACAUGGACCGUGCGCAAACAAGAAGAAAGGAUGAUUGAUGCUUUCGAGAUGUGGCUCUGGAGACGUGUAAUAAGAGUGAAGUGGACAGAAAGAAGAACCAACGAGUGGGUGAGAGAGCAAGUGGGCGUGAGAGAAGAGCAAGGCAUAAUGCAGGAGAUCAAGAGGAGAAAGAUCCAGAAGUAUGGGCAUUGGAAGCGGAGGGGAGAAAGUUUGGUGCUGGCGACCAUUGAAGGAGAAACCGAAGGGGUCGGAAGGAGAGGUAGGAGAAGAAUCGAAUGGGUGUCGAAUAUCUUCAACUGGCAACGAGGGCUGGAGGAAGCUCACAUGCAUGCUCAUGAAAGGAGGCCUAUAGUGUGCUCUGGCGCGGCGAGGUCACAUUUUGUCCUCGCGGCCAGUCUGCCCGCCGAGGCUUUUUACUGUCCUGUCACCAAUGUUUAG
Penaeus indicus is the source of this 1617-nucleotide messenger RNA. RefSeq lists its product as uncharacterized. The transcript is spliced from 6 exons. The coding region runs from base 1 to 1617 and encodes 538 amino acids. The record is from RefSeq and is a predicted model, not a curated record. NCBI's taxonomy places the organism in Eukaryota, Metazoa, Arthropoda, Malacostraca, Decapoda, Penaeidae.